AUGCCAGGAACAAUUAUUCACAAGUCAGGUAGUUUACUAAAUUCGUUGGUGAACAGAAAUUUAUGUACACUGUCAGGUAUUUUUUUAUCAAAGCAUCCAUAUAAGCCCAAAACAAGAGAAAUAAUUCAUCCCCAUAUGACCCCACCUGAAUACCUGACUCCGUCAGGUUGUUUUAGUGCAAAAACGAAUGGACUACAGCAGUACAUUCCAAAGAAUUAUUAUCGAAUUAAAUGGAUCGAAUCGAUGAGAAGUGGUGAAUAUUUAGGGGAAGAUUAUCCAUGGAAUUUAUUGCCCAAUUGGAAAUAUUGGAAGAAAAGAAAGUAUAAUGUAACAUAUAAUGAAAUUCCUUGGUUCAUUUCAAAAAUAAAAGGAGUUUCCUACUAUCAAAGAUUGAAUGUAUGGAUGGUUCAGUGGGUUGAAAAUGGCGUUCAUAGAAUUCGAAGAUUCAGGUGUGCUUUUGGAAUUUUACAAGCAAAGCUAGCUGCUGAACAGUUCAGGAAAAAUUUGGAAGAAUCAGGUAGAGUAGACAACAGGAAAUCAGAAAGACAACUAAGAAUGGAUUAUAUACAAAAGAGAGAGGAGCGAAUACUGAGAAAGAAAAAAUACUCCAAAAUUUCCAAGGGUCAGUUUUAG
Molecule: messenger RNA, 633 nt
Organism: Plasmodium malariae
Lineage: Eukaryota; Apicomplexa; Aconoidasida; Haemosporida; Plasmodiidae
Product: transcription factor with AP2 domain(s), putative
Exons: 1
Coding region: 1-633 (210 amino acids)
Biological process (GO): regulation of DNA-templated transcription
Molecular function (GO): DNA-binding transcription factor activity
Source: RefSeq, a predicted model, not a curated record